GCUGUUUCUGCAACGCUGGCGUCUGCAACAUGUGUUCGAGAGAAAGAACACUGUAACGGAAGCAUUUCGUAGAUUUCCAGCCCUUCUUGCCAGUGUUCCUAUUACGUAGGGUUUCAGCGACGCCUCCCUAGCGGUUGCUGGGGUUUAUAAGGAGGUCUGAGUAAUUUGAACUGCUCUUGGCGAGUGGGCCACCGUGGACGUCGUUGGUAGCAGAAGAAGGCAGCAAUGACGUCCCUUUUAAUUGCCGUGGUCGCACUUGCUCUCGACGUAGGUUAUGGUCACCCAGCUGGCAAUGGAAUAUCGUGGUCUACAGGUGGAAUUGGGGGAGCCACGGGGCCUGGCGGUUCGUUUAGGGGUGUAGCGAGCGGUGGCCCAGCCUCUUCCAUCGGCACUACACUUGGCAGCACCAUAGGCGGCGGAGUAGGCCAUAGCUUGGCCGGCGGCUUGGGCACUGACCUGGGUAGUGUCUUGGGCGGUACCGCGGGCGGCGCCUUGGAAAAUGCCAUAGCCAACGGUGCAGGGGGCACGGCCUCUACUUGGUCGAGUGGUAGAGGCUCUGCCAUUAAUGGAUUGGCUAAUGGUGCCUUGGGUGCUGGUGCCUUGAACAGUGGCUUAGCCGGUGCAGUGGGCAGUGGCUUCGGCAGUAGGGUCGGCGCUACCUUGGGAAGUGGCUUGGGCACUAGCUUGAGCAGAGGCUUGGGCGCUGGCGCGAGUGCUGGCUUGGGCAAUGGCUUGACCGGUACCCUUGGAAGUAGCGUUGGAGGUGCCUUGGGUGGUCUCGCAGGCAGUGCCGUGGCCGGUUCCAUUGGUAACAACGCUAGAGCGGCUGGGUUGACAGGUCCAGGAGCUGAAGCAUAG
Molecule: messenger RNA, 858 nt
Organism: Rhipicephalus sanguineus (brown dog tick)
Lineage: Eukaryota; Metazoa; Arthropoda; Arachnida; Ixodida; Ixodidae
Exons: 5
Coding region: 226-858 (210 amino acids)
Source: RefSeq, a predicted model, not a curated record